AUGUGUUCCUAUGAAUUCCCAGGUUGCUACCAGAAGCCCUUCAGAAUGUCCAAGCCCAAGACUCAGUUGCAACAACUUGCUGAACAAUACAUAGAAAUCUACCACACGUACUCUGGGAAUUCUGACAGCCUUGACAAGCAGGCAUUUAAGAAGAUGCUGGACGAGCAGUUUCCUGACACUGAUGAGGUGAGAGGGAGAUAAGAGGAGGCAGGGGCAAAUUCUGGCCACUCAAGGCCCUGGGACACCCAUUGGCACCAAUGUGCAGGGCUCCUUUGGCCACGUUAAGAGGGGGAGGGGCUGAAAUCUCACCAGGUCUCUGCUUUGAAGGUUGCUCAGCUACUCUGAAAACAAAGCAUAUCUAGGGAUGGGCAGAUAUGUCUGUUUCAGUCACUUUUCAGUCUUAAAUCCCGUUCUCCCCAUUUGCGCUGCAUUUUUUAAAAAAAUGUUUACUGUAAUUCUUUCCUAUUAAAGAUAUUUUUGUAUGCAUUUUUGCCCAAUAUACACAUUUUUGCAAAGCACCUUUCCCUAAUACGCUGCAUUUUUGUAUGUUAUUAUUGUGUAGAUAUAUGGUGUGUGUGUGUGUGUGUGUGUGUGUGUAUAGAGUACACUUUACUGUAGCAUAUGAAUUUUUAUAUGUAUUACUUGUGCCUGGGGAAAUGCAACAAACACAUCUGAAGUCUUCUCUCCUCCAUUUCUCCACCCCCAACACUGCAGUCUCCCUUGAAGCAACAAAAGAGAGACCAGCUCUUCGUGGAGGCAGACAUAAACAAGGACGGCAAACUGAGUUUUGCUGAAGUGGGACGCCUGGUUGCAAAAUUCAUCGCUGAAACUCAUGAGAAACUCCAUAAGUAAGAAGGGCGUCCCCUUGGCCACCAGAAAAAAUAGGUCCAGCAAAUCCUUCAGGAGACGUCAGGGGCGUGUUGGAUACUAACCCUCCAAAUAUUCACAAACCCCUAUCUGCAUUCUCUAGCUUGGAAUGUAAUGCUUUGGCAACAGAAUAAGAAAUAAACAUUUAACUUGGAAAUCAUUUGGUGUCUUAUUGCAACCUCAGUCUGACAAACUGCUGCCUUACUGGCUUUUCUAUAUUCAAACUCUUUCCUGGGUGACUAUGGAAGAUUAGCUUCUUCACACACCUCCUUCCAUCUUAGAAGUUCAUUCCCAUCUAGGUCGAGUAUUUUAAUUUCACAGAAAUAGUCGGGAUUCGGACGUCAGAAACAGUGUCCGGGAGGAAACCACUGAAAUGUCAGAGUGUAUGGCAACCCAUGUCGAUUUGGGCGAAUUUAAUUUAAAAUAGCUCAGAAACUUCCUUUUAUUUUUGAGAUCUUGCAAAACUAAAUAAAGCUUAACCCCCCCCAAACCCCCAACAAACUUUUUCUGGAAUAUGGCAACCCUACUAUACCUACAAGCAACGCUUGGUGUGGUUGUUGGAGUGUUGGAACCAAGAGCAGUGGUGCAGUAUUUGGGGGUGGGGAGCACAGGGCCAGUCGCCCCAGGAGCAAAAUUGUUAGGGGGCAUAAAAUUAACACCCAGUUCUGCCUCAGUACAGCUGUGCGCUUUCAUUCCCGGGCUCCACUGAAAACGGCUUCUCCAUGCAAACCAAGAAGGGACCUUUCCAGACAAUGGAACGACUCUUUCCUUACUUAUCUCUAUGGCUGCAGUCUCUUGGUUGACAUGGACACUGUUAGGCAGCUGACUGCAUAUGCGUAUUCCAUUUCUCUCUCCCUCCCUCUCUCCCAGUCUGCAUGGCCCUGUGUGCUGGUAACCCAUGUUAUGCCACUGCCUGAGAGUCCAGGCUUCAAAACUCCACUCAGCUAUGAAUCUUUGUGGGUGUGACCUUGGGGCACUCACUGUCUCUCAGCUUAACCUAGCAUGCGCGCGCGUGCCGGGGUGUGUGUGUGUGUUAUGAGGAUAUAACAGGGAGCAGGAGAAGCCACUAUAGUCACCUGGAGCUACUUAGGAGGUAAAAACUGGGAGACCAGAAGCAGGUGGAACCAGAUUCUUUUAAAAUAAAUUUUAUUUGCAAUCUUCACUUUUACAAGUUUUCACCUUUACAUUCACCAACAGAAACCAAUAAACCAUCGACUUCCCUUUCCCCCUUCCAUAGUCCAUUCUGGUUAUCCCCUGCUGCUGCAUAUUCUAAUUCACGGGUACGCAAACUAAGGCCUGGGGGCCGGAUUCGGCCCAAUUGCCUUCUAAAUCCGGCCCGCGGACGGUCCAGAAAUCAGCAUGUUUUUACAUGAGUAGAAUGUGCGCUUUUAUUUAAAAUGCAUCUCUGGGUUAUUUGUGGGGCAUAGGAAUUUGUUCAUUUUUCCCCUUCAAAAUAUAGUCCGGCCCUCCACAAGGUCUGAGGGACAGUGGACCGACUCCCUGCUGAAAAAGUUUGCUGACCCCUGUUCUAGUCAUUCCAUGUUAAUUCUUUCUCAUUAUGUCACAACUUAAUUAUAUACUGCUAGUUCUUCUAACAUUUUAACUUGUUUACAGUUAUCCUUCAAAUAUUCUACAAACCUUUUCCACUCUUCCUUAAAUGCUUCCCCCCCCUUCCUGUUCUGUUAGUUAAACUUCCCAUUUCUGCAUAAUCCAUCAAUUUCCACCCCCAUCGUCCAGCCCAGACACUGAGAUCCAGCACCGAGGGCCUUCUGGCGGUUCCCUCAUUGCGAGAAGUGAGGUUACAGGGAACCAGACAGAGGGCCUUCUUGGUAGUGGCACCCACCCUGUGGAAUGCCCUCCUAUCAGAUGUGAAGGAAAUAAGCAGCUAUCUUAUCUUUCAAAGACAUCUGAAGGCAGCCCUGUUUAGGGAUGUUUUUAAUAUUUAAUGCUGCAUUGUUUUUAACACUCGAUUGGGAGCUGCCCAGAGUGGCUGGGGAAACUCAGCCUGAUGGGCGAGGUAUAAAUAAUUAUUAUAUAAUUUCGUCUGCCGUUCUUCCUAUGUUGGUAACUGCUCCCUCCCUCCAUUUCUGAGCAGCUGGAACCAGAUCCAAGAACUGGCAGAACCAACGAAUUCUAGUUUUGUCUCCAUCAUCGUUCUCCUUACUGACAUCCCCAAGGGCAACACUGACACCUAGAGAGGAGGCAGUUGACAGGCAGGACAAAGCCCAGGGCUGGUUGAUAGUAAGAACACAAGUAGACUCCUGCUGAGAGCAGAGGUUCCAAGUUCCUGGUCUGCUGUGAAGCUCUCUGUGUGUGACCUUCAAUAUCUUGAGUCCCCCUUCCUAUCAGCGCACAGAAAACACGUUCAAUGAUUCUUCAGAAACACAGCAAAUACAUUUCCUUUGCUCAUAAUAACCGAGUUAGACAUAACAAUAUGGUUAAAAUCAACGCCGCACACAGGAAGAAGAACUUGCGAAUCACAAAUUAAAUGCGUCAACAUGAAUUGAAGUUAAAAAUAUUGUAGCUGUUGCAUAAGGGAUUACUAUUAAGAUUGGACUGUAAUUGGAUUGAAUAAUAGUUUGAAAGCAGAAUUAAAGGGAAUUAUUCAACCUUGAAAUCUAGCACAUGGGGGCCCACCUAAAUUAUGUAAUUGGCUAUUUGAUUGAUUGGUAUUUGAAUUCGUAUUGAUAAGGCUAAUGUUGGAUUUUUAAGAUGGAAAACUAAUAAAAAUUAUUACCCCCCAAAAAAGAAAAUAACCAUGAAGUUAAUAGCAUACGAUCCUCAUAAAAUAUUGACAUAAUGGCAAAAUAUUAGAUAAGCUGAGAAACCCUAAUUAAAUCUCAAUUACCCAAAUCAGCAAGGCUAGAACUGAACAAGCAAAAGGUGCUGUGCUCAAAGGAAGCAAUAAUUACACUCAAUUUUUUCCUUUGAAGGAUAUAAUUUUUUCUUACCUUUCUCAAUUAUCAAAGAAAAACAAGACCGCAUGCCACAAAAGAUCCAGCUUUAUGUGAGGAUUUGAUAAAACAUAUGCCCCCAAUACAUACCUUGCAACUUCUGCAACAACUUUGAUUAAACAAAGCCUAGUAUCUCCAAAGUAAAAUAAGGUUAGAAGCAUCUUAAGAAAACUACAUCAGAUGCAAACAUUUGCUGCUUUUAAUAAAUCGUAUCAGUUGUGCAGACUUGUUAUCGAAACCCAAGUUGUACAAGAAUGUGUUUGGCUCACAUUUGAGUGUGCUAAAAGUAUCCAGGUGAAAAAUAACAUUCGUUUCAUCUAUGAGCUGGGGAUAGAGAAAGUUGGGCCAAGUCAAGAUUUUCUUUUUGUAACAAGAGAUAUAAGGCUAUAGGUUCAAGAUAGGGAACAGGGAGUAGCGAUAUUCCAGUGUGGCUUCCCUCUGAAGGCCAGGACAAAUAUAGAAAGGCACCUUUUAUUCCCAUUUUAAUAAAUGUAAUGGUGCCUAGGGGUAAGAAACCAGCCGAAAUGGGUGCAGAACUGAGGAUAUUCACCACAGUUCUAGACAGUGCUUUUUCCUGGGGAGACGCAUAUCUCUAAACAUUUUGUGAAUCUAAGUUUGGCCUCAUUGAGGGGCAGUAUUUCAAUAUGGGGAGGAAAAUGAGAGUAUCCCUAAAUAUUUUUUUAAGGAAAAAAACACUGGUUCUAGACCUCACAGAAAGCAGACCUAUAAGGAGUGCCUCACAGUGCCAACUUGAAUUAAAAAAAUGUUGGGCCCAGGUAAGCCCAGCCCUGCAAAAUCGAUCACAUAACACAGCACAUGCAGACCAUUUGAAUGGAAAUGUCCAUCGACUUGGGGUGCAUGCUGGCUUCCUCACAUAUUUUAUUGGGGAGGCAAAGGGACCUCAGCCCUUAGGAGUUGGCUCCUUCUUCCCAGGGCCAGAUUUAGGUUUGAUGAGGCCCUAGGCUACUGAAGGUAAUGGGGCCCUUCAUAUGUCCAGCUGUCCUUUGCCAACAACAAAUUGUCACUCUUUUUUGUGUUGAAUAUAUGCUAUAUGGUAAUUUACGGACCCAAUAGGUAUCUAAAGCCAUUUGCACAUGUUGUCCAUGCAGAAUGUAGGCACCUUAUAUAUAGAAAUGAGCAAACCAGUGAUAUUUCAGGGAGCAGGCUAGCAGACGGGGCCUAUUACUUACAUCAUAGGCACCUACACAACACAAAACACUGUUGCUGUAUGUAGGUUUUAUUUUAUUUUUUAUCUUAUAUUUUGGAAAUGUACAUCCAGUCCCCCCCCUUUAAAUUGUCAACAACAAAAGUCAACAACAAAUUGUCACUGUUUUUUGUGUUGAUUAUAUGAUACAUGGUAAUUUAUGGACCUAAUAGGUAUCUAAAGCCAUUUGCGCAUGUUGCCAUGCAACCAGUCCAUGCAGAAUGUAGGCACCAUACAUAUAGAAAGGAGCAAACCAGUGAUAUUUUGGGAACAGGCUAGCAGGCGGGGCCCAUGACUUACAUUAUAGGUGUCACGGUCUGGUUCACGGGCGAUCAAAGUCCCAGCUGGGGAUGUCAGGGCCGGGGGCGAGAUGGCAGGGUGGGAGCAGGAACGGGAGUCCAGAAGCCAGGAGUCAGGAAGCCAAGGGUCCGAGGGUCAGGAAGCAAGGAGUCACGAAGUCAGGGGUCCGAGGAUCAAGAAGCAAGGACUCACGAAGUCAAGGGUCCAAGGAUCAAUAAGCAAGGAGUCAAGGAGCCAAACGCAGCAGGGCAGUGAAUGUGUUGCUGUGGAAAAGAGCCGAAGGGAAAUGCUGACCUUAUAUCCCUUCCUGGCUCUUGCCACCAGGUGCUGUGAGUUACCAAUCGGCCUCACCUGUGCGGCUGCACCUUGCCUCUUCAGAACAAACUUAGGAAGGCCCCAGUCCUGCAAAGUCCUAUUGGUCACAGGGUCUGGCUCCUGCACGCACACCUGACAAUAGGAGCCUACACAACACAAAACAGGGUUGCUGUAUGCAGGUUUUAUUUUAUUUGGUUUUUAUCUUAUGCUUUGGAAAUGUACACCCAGUUCCCCCCCCUUUAAUUUUUUUGGGGCCCCCAAGAGAGUGGGGCCCUAAGCUAUAGCUUGUUUAGCUUAUACGUAAAUCUGGCACUGCUCCUAUGCCUCACAGGGCACGUAGAUGUGGUGCUGGUAAAUGGCAGGCCAUGUCUGGCCAUGACUUGCAGGCAGGAAUGUCUACCCAACCCUGAGUCGUGCUGGUGCAUGAAUCUCUCAAGUGAAAACAACACCCCAAAAUGCAUUGUUGACAAGCUAAACUGUGUGCAGAGGAGGGUGACGAAGAUAGCAAAGAUCCUGGAAACCAAGUUUUAUGAGGAACGGUUGAGGGAGUUUGGUAUGUUUUAGCCUGGAGAAGAGAAGACUGAGAGGGGAUGUGAUAGCCAUCUUCAAAUAUUUGAAGGCCUAUCUCAUGGAAGAUGGAGCAAGCAGGGGUUGGAUGGUCACCUGUCAGGGAUACUUCAGUUGUGAUUCCUGCAUUGCAUGGCGUUGACCUCUGUGACCCUUGACAUCCCUUCCAGCUCGACAAUUCCUAUUGGGAAAGAUGCUCAGCUAUAAUAUGUGCGUUAGGUCAAACUGCGCUGAGCAAUGGGUGUAUUAGGAGAAAUGGAGAUGGGUUUUCAUGGGGGCUUCAGCAAACAAAUAAAUCACCCGCUGGUGUGGAAAUACGGUAUACAGAACGGAAGACUGGAGAAAUGAGGAACUGGAAUUGGUAGAUAAGCCCAUCCCUCGUUGUAGCCAGUAGUUGUUUUUGCCUCAGAGAAAGCCUAUUGGCAUGAAUAGACAUGAAUGCCUCAGGUCUAUUCACUCCAGUAGGUUUCCACAGAGUGUAAGUUGGUUGCACAUAACCCACUGAACUCAUUUCAUCACAGCUGCAAAUUUUUUUACCCAGCAUUAAAGGUUGCACAACACUUAGUGUAGCUUCCAGGAAGUCCCAGGGCCACCCAUGCUCUCAGCAGCAAACCGUCUUAAUUAAUUUAUCUUCAUUACAUUCUAGGAAGCAUAGAAAGAAAAAAUAUUGCGGCUGUGGAAAGGAAAGUAUGUUAUAAUAAUAAUAAUAAUAAUAAUAAUAAUAAUAAUAAUUUAUUAUUUAUACCCCGCCCAUCUGGCUGGGCUUCCCCGGCCACUCUGGGCGGCUUCCAAAAGAAUAUUAAAAUACUAUAAUACAUCAAACAUUAAAAGCUUCCCGAAACAGGGCUGCCUUCAGAUGUCUUCUAAAAGCCUGGUAGUUGUUGUUCUCUUUGACAUCUGGUGGGAGGGUGUUCCACAGGGAAGGUGCCACUACCGAGAAGGCCCUCUGCCUGGUUCCCUGUAACUUGGCUUCUGCAGUGAUGGAACCGCCAGAAGGCCCUCGGUGCUGGACCUCAGUGUCCGGGUAGAAAGAUGGGGGUGGAGACGCUCCUUCAGAUAUACUGGACCAAGGCCGUUUAGGGCUUUAAAGGUCAGCACCAACACUUUGAAUUGUGCUCGGAAACGUACUGGGAGCCAAUGUAGGUCUUUCAAGACCGGUGUUAUGUGGUCUCUGCGGCCGCUCCCAGUCACCAGUCUAGCUGCCGCGUUCUGGAUUAGUUGUAGUUUCCGGGUCACCUUCAAAGGUAGCCCCACGUAGAGCGCAUUGCAGUAAUCCAAGCGGGAGAUAACCAGAGCAUGCACCACUCUGGCGAGGCAGUCCGCAGGCAGAUAGGGUCUCAGCCUGCGUACCAGAUGGAGCUGGUAAACAGCUGCCCUGGACACAGAUUUGACCUGUGUCAAAUAUAUACACUUGAAAGAAACGGACUGACACAACGUAAGAUGGGCAGCUGAUAAAAAACUGAAGAAAAGCACCAUAAAGAGUAGGAAAAAUAUAUAUAUCACACACACACCCUACCACUGCAGUGUAUCGCAUAUCCAAAACAUAUCCACCAGGCAGGUAAGCAUGUUAUUCAUUCUCCCAGGAUCGAUGAGUUAAAAACAAAUUACAAAAUUUAUACAUAAAAAUUCAAAUGUAUUUUACUGUUUUAGAAAUAUAUCACAUGAAAAGGAAAGGUGUGCCUACAUCAAAUAAAACUUAUUGUAUAGCGGUAACAGGGGUUCAUAGAAUUGUAGAGUUGGAAGGGACCCUGAGAAUCAUCUAGCCCAGCGGUUCUCAACCUGUGGGUCCCCAGAUGUUGUUGGACUACAACUCCCAUCAUCCCUGACCACUGGUCAUGCUGGCUAGACAUGAUGGGAGUUGUAGUCCAACAACAUCUGGGGACCCAUUCUAGCCCAACCUCCUGCAAUGCAGGAAUACAAUGCAGCUGUCCCAUAUGGGGAUUUAACCUGCAACCUUGGGGUUACCAUCACUACGCUCUAACCAGCUGAGCUACGCUGAUAUUGCUCUUCAAUAUUAGUAAAUGCUAUAAACUCAGACCACACCACAGUAAACAUAUCUUUCUCAAUCUGACCCUGUACCCUAGGAGCAGGGCCGUCUUUUAGCAUAUGAGCUGCUGGGGGUGCAAAGAUCCACCCAGCGCCCCCAAAUUAACUAUUAUUGAGCUUUUUUUGGGAGGGGGGAAGCCAAAGUUGUUGACCUUUUUUCAGGGGGGAAAUUGCUCGCCUGUAACGAUGACACAGUGGAAGAAACUGCUUUUGUUUCCUGACUCAUUGGGAAAUAUUUGAUGCUACGUAGUAACGGAGUGAUGGGGGUGGGAACUUUCGCUCCAUUGCUUUUCACUGCCGCUGAUUGAGAGGGACCGGUAUAUAGUACAUAUACAGUGGUGCCCUGCAAGACGAAUGCCUCGCAAGACGGAAAACCCACUAGACGAAAGGGUUUUCCAUUUUUGAGUUGCUUCGCAGGACGAAUUUCCCUAUGGGCUUGCUUCGCAAGAUGAAAAUGUCUUGCAAGUCUUGAGAUUUUUUUUUCGCUUCCCCCCCCCUUUAUCUAAGCCGCUAAGCCUUUAAUAGCCUUUUAGCAGCUAAUCCGCUAAGCCGAUAAGCCUUUAAUAGCCGCUAAACCGCUAAUAGUGCUAAUCCGUUAAGCCGCUAAUAGGGUUGCUUCGCAAGACGAAAAAACCGCUAGACGAAGACACUCGCGGAACGGAUUAAUUUCGUCUUGCGAGGCACCACUGUACAUUUGGCCCCCACCAGAAUCUGGCGCCUGAGGGCCCUGCACCCCUUGCACCCCCGGGUAAAGACGGCCCGGCAUAAGAGCCAACUCCUAGGUUGAAGGGCAUUACCAUUCAAAUGGUGUGCAUGUGCCACAUCAUGCGAUUGAUAAUGUGGGGCGGGGUUUACCUGGGGCCCACCCCAAUAUUUUAUUUUGUUCAGUAUUUUUAUUCAACCCUGCUCUGUAUAACCCUCAUCUUGUUUGUUAAUUUUCCUAAAAGCACAUUGCGCAGUCCCAUACCGCUUGUUACCAAUUUGACAGUGUAGCGCCUGAUAAAUAUUUUCAAUGCCUAACUAUGGGCUUAUCCACACUGUCCAUUUGCCCAGAUCUGCGCUUAGAAGCUCCACAUCAGAGCGUUUUGUUUUUGCCCCUCAGCUUCUGCCGAAAAGCUGCUCUUUAGCGUUCCAUCGGAGCAAACUUCAAUUUGGGUUUUCUGUUUGCUCCGAUUGAGCUUUGAAGAGUGUGUUUUCGUGGGGAAAGCCCUGGUAGCAAAAAAUAAAGGGUGCUUGGACGUGGAGCUUUUAAGUGUGGACCAUGUCCGGGAAGAGUGGAGGAAAACUAAGUGUCGGUAAUAAUAAUAAUAAUUUAUUAUUUGUACCCCGCCCAUCUGGCUGGGUUUCCCCAGCCACUUUGGGCGGCUUCCAACAAAGAUUAAAAAUACAUUAAGUCCUAUAACACUUCUUGCAGCUUGUAACAGAUGUCCAGCAUGCUCCUUACUGCGUAAGUCUACGUUGCCUUCUGUAGAAAAACUCAAUGAAAACAACUGUGGUUCAAUCUGUCGCCUUGUUCUUUUAUUCAUUUCGGUGAAAACGGAUAACCCAAAUGCUUUCACCUUUAGGCAAUCCCACCAUGCAUGGAAAUACCGCAAGUAACAGGAGUGGCAUCCUCUCUAAUAGUUUGGUGAGGAUCCUGGGUGAAUCACUGCGAACUUUCUAGGGGGCCAAACUCCACUGAUGUAUUAAUUUCAAAACCCAUUCCUGGUUCCUCACUGAAACCGAACUGAAAGGAGGCUUCACCCAGAGUUUGCUCCAUUGAUCUGACUCCAUUUCUUGUUGCCCUUUGAUCUUUUUAAAAGAAUCUUAAGAGCCUACAAAGGACCAUCACAAGAUUCCACCCUCCUCCAUUAUCAGAUAUUGUUAUUUCUUUUUCCAGAAAGGAAGAGUUGUCUACUGGCUACUUUUUGUGCGGAAAAAACCAGCCGGAUUUGUCGGAGUUUUACAAAGCUUUCAAAAGGAUUGCCUCACAGGCUGUGCAAACAAGGUACUGGAAAAUGACAGAGCCUGACUGGCCGUAGCAAGGGGGAAAAACCCUACAGCGGUGUGCAGCUGAAGGAAGAACACAGAUAUCUUAAGCAAGAGGUGAGUGGUGCAAGAGGGAGAUGGCUUGAGAAGGAUCAAAGGUUUUGCAACUAGGGUGGGUGGGAGCAGGGAUCUGGACAAGGAGUAUAAGAAGAGGGGCUGUCACAGGGCUCACCACCACAUCUUGGCUCAUCCUAGCUCUCUCGUUGAUCACCGACCGAGGUAAGCUGGAGAAGAACGGGAGGCCUUCUUGUGUUGCUUUCAGGUUUUAGCUUUUGCAUUGGACGUGGGGUGCUAAAUCUUUUUGAGGAUAGCAGCUUGGGCAGGGAUGAAAAACAUGUGCCUGUCUGUCUGUCUCUUUCUCUCUGUGGAUACCAGAUGCUGUUGGAUACCAACUCCCAGGCCUUCCCAUCUCUAGAUAGUCCUCCCUGCAGCAAUAGCAGAGAGCAUGUUAGAGAGGAGUAUUUCUCCUAGAUGGACUUGGUGACGUUGAUGGGCUCUAUCUUCCAUCAUUCCUGACCAUUGGCUAUGCUGGCUGGCACUGAUGGGAGGUGAGCCCAUCUGGAGGGCAUCAUACUAGCUACCCUGGCUCUAAGGCAAGUCUCCCCAACCUAUUUCUUGCUAGCUGUUUGGCAUUGCAACUCCCAUCAGACCUAACACUGUGGCCAAUGGCCAGGGAUGAUUGGGAAGUCCAAAACAACAGGAGGGCACCUGGUUGGGUUAGGCUGUCUUAGAGCAGAGGCAGUUGUUUUGAUGCUCUCCAGAUGUUGCUGAACUCUGACACUCAUCAACAUUGACCAUGGACUAUUGGAAUUGGAAGUCUUAACAGCAUCUGGAGGUUCACCAAAUUGACUCUGCUUGCUGUAUGACAGCCUUUCUCUAACCUGGUGCCUUCUAACUGUUUUGGACCACAACUCCCAUCUGCCCUGACAUCACGACCCUUGGCCAGAGCUGAUGGGAGGGAGCUGGAUUCCAAAACAUCUGGAGGGCAGAAAGACUGUCCUAAAAGGAUUCAGAUGGACACCUAGUAGCUGGUGUGAAGAGGUUAUGCUCUCCUGAUUACGUUUCCUUACUAAGCUAGCAUUCUCUGUAUUCUCUUGUCUUGAGCAGAUUCUUUGCAAGUGUAGGAGAAUAGUAGAAGCUAAUUUUGGUGGCAGCAAAUGGGGAAGAGAGGAGUGUGAGAUGCUUUGCCUCAUGACCCCAAAUACCUUAGCUCAGGUGUGGACAACCUGCUGCUCUCCCAAGGUUGCUGAACUAGAACUCCCAUUAUCCCUGCUCAUCAGCCAUGCUUGCUUUUGGACUCCAAAAACAUCUGGAGGGAGAAGAAUUCCCUACACCUGAUUAGCUGAUAUUGGAAACUUGACACUUUCAAUUUGAGAGGGUGUGUGUGUGUUUGUGCGUCAGGCAACAAAAUGGCUGGACUUAGCUUUGGUGUGAAUUCAGAAAUAAGGGUGCGUCCACCAGGGGUGUUUUCCAGAUGUUGAGAGAGACAACUCAACACAUGUGCUUUUAUUUUCAUUUCAUUUACUACAACACCCCAAAAUUUCAUUAUUUUAAGACAAGCCCAAAAUAUAAAUUGCACGUCUGCAUUAGAGAAUUAAGCAGCUUUUAAGUAACUUAAAUGAACAAGUUAAGUAAUAAGAUUCAAAUUAUGUAGGACUCUAUUCCUGACCCAGCAGGGCGCCUCUUGCGUUUUUAAGAGUGAAGGAGGUCUCUCAUCUUCAUGGCCUGACUGUGGACUUCCUGGUGGAAUCUGAUAGGGUUCUUCUUAUGUUCAUAUGUCUAUCUAGGUUGCCAACCGAAAACCUUCAAAAUGUCCAAGUCCAAGACUCAGAUGCAAGUCCUGGCUGAUCAGCUGAUUGACGUCUUCCACAAGUAUGCUGGGCAAUCUGACACCCUCGACAAGCAGGAGUUCAAGAAGAUGAUCCUCGAGCAGUUUCCCGACUGCGUUGAGGUGAGGUGGAGAGCAGAAGGGCAUGGGCAACUGCCGGGCACUUAAAGCCCAAGCUGGAACAUUGGCAUUAAGGUGCAGGGUAUGUUAAGAUGGUGAGGGACCAGCGUCUCCCCAAGACAGUGUUUUGAAGCAUGUUCAGAUGAAAGCAAAGUUUACUUAGGGAUGAGUGGAUAUGUCCAUUUCAGUUCCCCUCAUGUCCUCCUUUCCCAGUCUGAAAUUCAGUUCUCCAUACAGCUUUUAAAAAGUAUUCUGCUAUCUACCAAUAAACACACUUUAAAAUGCAUUUUUGCAGAACACACACCUUUUUUUUUUUUGCAAAGCAAUCUUCCCUGUUAGAAUGCAUUUUUUUUUCACAUUACUGUAGUUUAAUGCAUAUACUUUUAUAUACUUGUACCUAUUACUUGGCUGGAGAAACGCAUUGCCAAAUCCAGAGAACUGAGGAUUUCAAGUGAUGCCUGAGUUUUGAGUUGCGGACUGCUUGGGAAAGUGCUGGUUUGGUAGAUUUGCCUUAAAAUGUGAAUUGGAUCAAAUUUCUCCCUCUUCCCUAAGUUUGUGUUCGUGUCUGUGUGUGCGCACACACACUUGUACACACACGGCUCCAUCUCUGCUCACUCAUCUUGCCAAACCCUCACAGCUCCUUCCACCCCCAACAGGGAAUGUGCAAAAGAUAGGGGAGUUCAGGCUUACUAAACCUACAGGGUAAGCCCCUCCCCACUCCAUUAAGCAGCUCACCUGGGCUGGCCUGCCAUUCCUCACCUUGCAGUUCGUGUGGCCCCCUAUCAGUGGCUGCUCCAAAUGCGGAGCAUGUCGACAUUCUACAUUUUGCUUUAUAUAGGAAGAUACAUAUGGGGAAGUUGCAGGAGGUAGCGGGGUUCAGGACCUCUCAACCACCUCAAAACAAUGCUUCUGAGAAGAGUCUGGUUUCCGGAUCAUGCCAAAAGCCUGUCUAGCCUAGAAUCCUUUUCUCAAAUACGUCUAUGGGAAGGAAGCCUAAAAGCAGGAUGUGAGUCUGGUUCUGAGUUAAAUGCCCACCGAUGUUACUCUGUGUUAAUUUCGUUCUGCUAAUCUGAAAUACAACUUCCACCCAUCUCAGUAAGGUUGGUUAAAAGCCAGGGAGGAUGGGAUGUAGUUUGUUUUCUCCUGCCCUAGAGAGUAGGACGUGAACCAAUGGCUUCAAGUUACAAGAAAGGAGAUUCCGACUAAACAGAAGGAAGAACUUUUUGAGAGUGAGAGCUGUUUGACAGUGGAACGGUCGCCCUCAGGAGGUCUCCCUUGGAGGUUUUGAAGCAGAUGUUGGAGGGCCACCUGGAUGCUUUAGCUGAGAUUCCUGCAUUGCAGGGGGUUGGACUAGAUGAUCCUCAGGAUCCCUUCCAACUCUACAAUUCUAUGAUUCUAGUCUAAUAGUGCCAGGAGGGCCACAGUUUUGUUUUCUGAUAGCAAUAAACUUCUACUCUCAAUCCCUGCAGUGUCCACGUAAGAAACAAGCGAAGGAACAACUCUUUAAUGAGCUGGAUACAAACAAGGACAACGUAGUGAAUUUUGAGGAAUGGACCCGCCUGGUUGGAAGAUUCCUCCAUUGCUCCCAUGAAAAGUUCCACCAACAACAUGGCGGACAGCAGCAGCAGCAGCAGCAGCCACAACAACAGUGA
Podarcis lilfordi (Lilford's wall lizard) is the source of this 13881-nucleotide messenger RNA. The record is from the annotation of a GenBank genome assembly. NCBI's taxonomy places the organism in Eukaryota, Metazoa, Chordata, Lepidosauria, Squamata, Lacertidae.